AUGCACUCAUCCCUCGUCGGCCACGUUGCGUCGGGCGCCGGCUUCCUCGUCAUCGGCCUGUGGCAGCUGUUCAACCACAUCCGCCUGUUCGCGCUGCGUCCCAGCUCGUACGUCGCGCCGGUCUGGUUCCCGGCGCGGGUCGUCCGCCACCUCGAGCUCAUACUCAUCAUCGUCGGCGCGGCCACGUCCAUCCUGAUGGAGCUCUUCGUCAGCCCCCGGAAGCACCACCCGUUCGACGACGAGGGCAGCAUCCCCUCCGUCCACCUCCACAACCUGGAGCACGCGUCCAUCGCCCUCGCGCUGCUCGUCUUCGCCGCGGUCACCAUCCACAUGGACAGGGCUGGGGCGCCCAUGCGGGACGCCGUCUCGCAGUUGGUCGCCGCGGCGGCGCUCACGCAGGAGCUGCUCCUCUUCCACCUCCACUCAUCGGACCACGUGGGCGUGGAGGGGCAGUUCCACUGGCUGCUGCAGCCUGUCAUCGCCGUCACGCUCGCCGCCACUCUGCUGUGGUUCCCAUGCCCUCGGAACUUCGCCGUGAGCCUGGUGCGGUCGGCGAGCAUCGUGUUCCAGGGCGUCUGGCUCAUCGUCAUGGGCGUCAUGCUCUGGACGCCGGACCUCGUCUUCAAGGGCUGCUUCCUCAACUUGGAGAAGGACGCGCUGUUGUCCAAUGUCCGGUGCCGCACCGACGAUGCGCUCGCCCGCGCAAAGUCGCUCGUCAACCUGCAGUUCAGCUGGUACUUGACCGGCAUCGUUCUGUUCGUCGUCGUGCUCUAUCUCCAGCUCAACAAGGUGUAUCACGAGGAGCCGCGGUACUUCCCGCUGCUGAAGGGAAGCCACGACGACAGCGACAGCCAUGACGAUCACGAAGAUGGCAAGAACGAUCUCGAGGCCGCGAAAGCAUAG
Lolium perenne is the source of this 903-nucleotide messenger RNA. RefSeq lists its product as uncharacterized. NCBI's taxonomy places the organism in Eukaryota, Viridiplantae, Streptophyta, Magnoliopsida, Poales, Poaceae. The record is from RefSeq and is a predicted model, not a curated record.